Molecule: messenger RNA, 852 nt
Organism: Melopsittacus undulatus (budgerigar)
Lineage: Eukaryota; Metazoa; Chordata; Aves; Psittaciformes; Psittaculidae
Product: olfactory receptor 1013
Biological process (GO): sensory perception of smell; G protein-coupled receptor signaling pathway
Cellular component (GO): membrane
Molecular function (GO): odorant binding; olfactory receptor activity
Source: RefSeq, a predicted model, not a curated record
AUGGCAGGAACAGAGACAUGGGCCAAGUUCAGCCAGGACUCCAGAGCAUCAGGCAAGUUGGUGAUGAUAGGAAAGAUUCAGGAGCAAUUUGAGCAAUUGUACUUCUCCAUUGGCAACUUGUCCUUCCUCAACCUCUGCUAUUCCUCUGUCUACACCCCCAAGAUCCUUCUGAACUGCAUCUCUGAGGACAAGAGCAUCUCCUUUGCUGGGUGUGCUGCUCAGUUCUUUGUCUCUGCUGGCCUGGCCUGCACUGAGAGCUACCUGCUGGCAGCCAUGGCCUAUGACAUAAGGGCCAUCUCCAACCCACUGCUCUAUGCUGCUGCCAUGUCCAAGAAGCUCUGCAUAGGGCUGGUGCUCACCUCCUACCUCAGUGCCUUCGCCAGCUCUACCCUCAUUGCCAGCUACACGUUCACCCUCAGCUGUGACUCCAUCGUCAUCAAUGACUUCUGUGACCUGCUCCCACUGCUGAAGCUCUCCUGUGAUGUCACAGACAGCUACCAGGCCCUCCUCUACUUCAUCCUCACCUUCAACAUCAUCCUCCCCUCUGCACUCAUCCUCAUGUCCUGUGUCUCCAUCCUGGUUGUUAUCCUGAGGAUGCUCUCGACCGAUGGGCAGCGCAAAAAAGCCUUCUCCCCCUCUGACACCCACCUCACCACCAUCACCCUUUACUAUGGCUCCAUCCUCUUCAUUUACACUCAACACAGCUCCUCCUGUGUCCUGGAGAGGGACAAGGUGGUCUCUGUGCUUUACACCCUGGUGACUCCCAUGCUGAAGCCCUUCAUCUGCAGCCUGAGGAACCAGGAGGUGAAGGAGGCACUGAAGACACUGCUCAAGAGACAGACAGCUUCCUAA